Cladocopium goreaui is the source of this 1449-nucleotide messenger RNA. NCBI's taxonomy places the organism in Eukaryota, Dinophyceae, Suessiales, Symbiodiniaceae. The record is from the annotation of a GenBank genome assembly.
AUGAUUUUCUUCCACUCGGGCUUAAAGGAGUUGGCCGCCAACGGUUGGCCGCAGGCAAAAGCAGAAAAACCCGCAGAAAAGACAACGAAAAAAGCAACUGAAAAGACCGCAAAAAAGGCCACAGAAAAGGAUACGGAAAAGGGUGCGGAAAAGGUGCAGCCAGCGCCGAAGGCCAGUAAGAUCGUACAGGAUGGUGACCUGUUGCCUCAAAAGUGUGUCAGUGAGCACAAUUGUGAGGCGCCUGGCACCAGCGCAUCUUCUUCAGCAGCUCCAGCGACUGAGCCGAUGAAGGAGCCAGAUAGUGAGCCCGAAGCAGAGGAGAUUGCGCCAGUGAGGGAGGCGGAGCUCCUUCGAGCCUUAAAGGGCUCAGCAGCUUCGGUUCAGGCAGCGCCCCUUGAGAAGCUGGAGACUUCGAAGGUGGCCGUUCCAGAUCCAGGAAAGCAUGAGGAGGUCGCCUGCAAGCUCCGGCGCCUACGGCAGCUGGCGGAGGGUUUGCCCGGCAGCGGCUGGGUGCAACCGCAGGAUCUCAGGGUCUUGCUGAGGUUCCUGAUAGCGCGGCAGCUGAAUGUGGAACGAGCCCUGGAAAUGCUGCAGAAAGUGCUGCAGUGGCGGCAGCAGCAUGGUGUGUCCAAUGCGUUGCCGUUAUGGGACAAGGCGCUGCACGAGCGCUUUGAUCGAUACUUCAAAUGCCUUGCCUUCACUGGAACGGACUUGGACGGCGAUCCCGUCAUUGUCGAGAGGUGCGGCAAGGUGCACGUUCAGAGUCUUGCGAAAUGUAGCGAGGACUUUCUGAGGAGACAUGUCAUAUAUAGCGCAGAAUGCGUCCUGGCAUCCCUGGAACGCAGCCGGCAAGAGAGCUGCAAGGAUGGAACGAUCCGUGGAUUUCAGUUCACCGUGGUGAUCGAUUUGGAGGAGAUUGAUAUGAGUUUCGCAGAUCGCAGGCUUUUGGCGUUGAGCAAAGCCAUGGGGCGUAUCGAAUCGGAGAACUAUCCGGAGGUCCUGAAGAGAGUAAUAGUGGUCCGCGCACCCUGGUUUUUCCCCGCAGUUUUCCAGAUGUUUAAACCCUUCAUGGACCCCGGCACGGUGGCAAAGAUUUCGGUCCCCAAGGCUCACGAGACCAGGGACGUCUUGUUGCGGCAUGUGCCAGCCACGGCUAUCCCAAAGGACUUGGGUGGAUGCUUGAAGGAUGAGGUGCAGUUGCUUCCGCCUGGUGGGGUGCUCCCACAGGACAUCAUCGAUCGCACCUAUCAGAAGUAGCAACGUGCAGGUGGGGUGCCUGGCUCUGCGUUGGCAGACUGUGAUUACGACUGGAUGUUACAAAGCCCCGCCAUGUCAGUGAGAACCUUGCCACAUCAGAUUCACAGACAAUCGCUAUAUUCUGAUGGCAGGGACUGUGGCAAGAUAUCACCUGGAUUCCACAGCUGAACAUUUGAUUGCACCUCUAGACAA